UCCAGCAACGAGUGCCAUAGAGAUGGCUGAAUUAUUCUCAGGAUGCCGCCCAAGCAAAAUCACAAAACUAGACCUUAGCUCAAAUUUCAUUCUUCCUGCUGAACUGCUGGAGUUCGCGCAGCUGCUGGAAACAUACAGGCCUGUUCAGCGGCUGACGCUUGACCUGCGCUUUAAUCCACUGGAUCGUGACCCUGAGGUCAAAGGUCAAGCGCUGCGAAAGCUCAUCCCAUACUGUAAUAUAUUAACAGAUGACUGGGACUCCAGGUCGACGAUGGCAGAUCACAUCAGUGUGAUGUGACAAAAGCGUUUAGCUGCCCUUCUAAAAGACAUUUGCAA
This is a messenger RNA of Sinocyclocheilus rhinocerous, 336 nucleotides long. RefSeq names its product leucine-rich repeat-containing protein 41-like. The coding region runs from base 23 to 298 and encodes 91 amino acids. The transcript is spliced from 2 exons. The record is from RefSeq and is a predicted model, not a curated record. Lineage: Eukaryota; Metazoa; Chordata; Actinopteri; Cypriniformes; Cyprinidae.